This is a messenger RNA of Jatropha curcas, 1564 nucleotides long. RefSeq names its product pectinesterase 31. Lineage: Eukaryota; Viridiplantae; Streptophyta; Magnoliopsida; Malpighiales; Euphorbiaceae. Gene Ontology annotation, biological process: cell wall modification; pectin catabolic process. The record is from RefSeq and is a predicted model, not a curated record. Gene Ontology annotation, molecular function: pectinesterase activity.
UGCCUGGUCCGGUAAAGUAAGCUUAGUUAUAGCUCUACUCGCUCAAGCAAGGGAUUACUUUUUGCAUUAACGAUUACUACAAAUAUUAUCGAACAGUCCUUUCGAACUCCAAAACUCAAAAUCAAAAUCCUCUCUUCGCCCUUUCUCUUGCUCCGUUUCUGCUAUCUGCAAUCGAUUCCAUCGCCAUUUAGAAGACAUAAACAAGCUAGAGAAAGGGGACAUUGAUCAAUGGCCGGUCGAGUGCUGACGGUGGCACAAGAUGGAAGCGGUGACUACACCACGGUGCAGCAAGCAAUAGAUGCCGUGCCACUCUGCAAUACUUGCCGGACGGUUAUUCGUGUGUCGCCUGGAGUGUAUAAGCAGCCGGUGUACUUGCCCAAGACUAAGAAUCUUAUUACCCUCGCCGGUCUAAGACCAGAGGAUACUGUCCUCACCUGGAACAAUACCGCCACCAAAAUCGACCACCACCAGGUAUUGAUCCACCACCAGGCGUCUAGGGUCAUUGGAACGGGGACUUUUGGUUGUGGAAGUGUGAUAGUGGAAGGGGAGGAUUUUAUUGCUGAGAACAUCACUUUUGAAAACUCUUCUCCUGAGGGUUCAGGUCAAGCUGUGGCAAUCAGGGUGACAGCUGAUCGGUGUGCCUUCUACAAUUGCAGGUUUCUUGGGUGGCAGGAUACGCUGUAUCUGCAUUACGGAAAGCAAUAUCUAAAAGACUGCUAUAUUGAAGGAAGUGUGGACUUCAUUUUUGGGAAUAGCACUGCGCUCUUGGAGCAUUGUCAUAUUCACUGCAAGUCAGCGGGUUUCAUAACUGCACAAAGCAGAAAAUCUUCUCAGGAGUCAACUGGUUAUGUGUUUUUACGAUGUGUAAUCACUGGAAACGGAGGGUCUUCAUAUGCAUAUCUUGGACGUCCAUGGGGACCCUUUGGAAGGGUGGUCUUUGCAUACACAUAUAUGGAUCAAUGCAUCAGACAUGUAGGCUGGAAUAACUGGGGCAAAGUUGAGAAUGAGAGAAGUGCUUGCUUUUAUGAGUACAGGUGUUUUGGACCAGGUAGUUGCCCUUCAAAACGGGUGACAUGGGCCAGAGAACUGGUAGAUGAUGAAGCAGAAGACUUUGUUAGGCAUGAUUUCAUUGAUCCUGAUCCACAAAGGCCAUGGCUUUCCCAAAGAAUGGCCCUGCGAAUACCAUAUUCUGCAUAGAAAUUAUAACAUUAGCUGUUCAAGUAUCCAACAGGCAGAGUAUAAUCUCGUAUGAAAGCUUUCAGCAAAUAAUCAGAAAAAUUGAAAUCUCUAUAUGCAAAAAAUAAAAUGUGUUUCUGCAACAGUUCCAUUUCAUGUAUACCAGUGUUAGCCUCACCAUCAAUCAGCUGUCUUUUCUGAAGAAAGUAAUUUUUUUUUUUUCUGUUGAAAACUUCCAGGUUAUGAAUGUUAAAUCAUGUAGCAUAAGCUUGACUUGUUUGAUACUACGAUGAUUUGCUUUUACUCUUAAUUUGUUGAUGUCAUGAGAAUGCUAUGAUUGUAGCAAUUUAUCAAUGGCCAUUGUACAAGAGAUUUUAGAUUUGCGGAA